Messenger RNA from Clunio marinus, 10890 nucleotides. The record is from the annotation of a GenBank genome assembly. NCBI's taxonomy places the organism in Eukaryota, Metazoa, Arthropoda, Insecta, Diptera, Chironomidae.
ACACUAACAAAGCUGAGAAGUUUGUUUACAGUCUUUUCUACCACCAAAUUAAUUUAAAAUCUAAAAAAACACUUGAAAAACUGAAAUUUAAUACUUGGUAGAACCCUAAAAGCAUAGUUAAAUCAGUAAUGUAUCUCGAUGAGUUAAAGUUUUUCAAAUAAACUGGUUUUUAAGCAUGCAAAAAUGAAUAAUAAAAAUUUUACCGGCAAGCGUGCAAAAUUAUAAAUAACAAGAUUUUUUUGGAAAAAACUAUUCAAAAAUAAAUUAUAACAAAUAAAACUUUUCAAAAUGAUGUCCGGUACAGCAGGAGCUAAUUCAAUCGUCAAAGUUUUGGGUGAUUCUUCAAUAAAGGAAGAUUUGCGAUUGAAAGCUGCUCAGGAACUCGCGGAAACCUUCGAAAAUAAUGUUAACUGUGCUGGAUAUCCGUCGUUCCUUGACGGAGCUAUGAAAACCUUCCUCAAGGUUCUUCAAGAAGGUGAACCACACUUCUUCUCUGACUUUAACAUUCAACAAAUGAGAAAAUUGAUCCUAGAAAUGAUCCAUCGUCUACCUGUGUCUGAAAUUGUUCGACCCUAUGUUAAAAGCAUCUUAGCACUUAUGUUGAAGCUUUUGAGAACUGAUAAUGAGGAUAAUGUGUUAGUUUGCCUAAGAAUUAUAAUCGAUCUUCAUAAACAAUAUCGACCGACGUUUCAUCCAGAGAUUCAAUACUUCAUAACAUAUGUUCGCAACAUUUAUUAUGACCUUCCCAAAAAUAUGAACAGAAUUUUCGAACCACGAGAGCAGUUACGUGUGACAGAUCUCAAGGAAGUAAAUUUAGAACAAUUACUUCCUGAAAUUUUCACCGCAACAACAAUUUAUGUUGAUAAACAAGAUGCCGAAGGAAAGACAACAAGCGCCACUUUUAAUCUUCUUCCUCGUGGCGUUAACUCACUUAAAGUUCUUCAGGAACUUCCCAUCAUUUUGGUUCUCAUGUACCAAAUUUACAAGCAAAAUGUACAUCAAGAAAUAGUUGAGUUCGUUCCACUUAUCAUGUCAACUAUCACAUUACAACCAUCUCCUGUUCAUCGUGCCAAUCCAAACUUUAACAGAGAAGUUUUCGUAGAUUUUAUGGGCGCACAAAUCAAAGCAUUGUCUUUUCUCGCUUACAUUAUUCGAACAUUCUUGGCUCAAUUUCAAGAUACAAUCAAUACUCAUGCCCCAUCAAUGGUUGAAGGAAUGAUUUCACUCCUUCGAUUAUGUCCCAUUGGGCCAGCAAGCUUAAGAAAGGAGCUUCUCGUUGCAACUCGUCAUAUUCUUGCCACAGAAUUACGAAACAAAUUCAUAAAUUCAAUUGAUCUUCUUUUCGAUGAAGAUUUACUUCUUGGACGUGGAUAUACAUCGCAUGAAUCUCUUCGACCUUUAGCUUAUUCAACACUCGCUGACUUAGUUCAUCAUGUUCGAACACAUUUAAAACUAGACAUUCUAACAAAAGCUGUUUAUUUAUUCUCGAAGAAUGUUCAUGAUGAAUCACUUCCAACAAGCAUUCAGACAAUGUCAUGUAAGCUUCUUCUAAAUCUCGUCGAUUGUAUUAGAAUUCAAAGAAAUGACGACAACUUUACAUCGCCAACACCAAGAGAAUUACUCAUGACAAUGUUGAAAGUUUUCACUUUAAAAUUUCAUACUAUUGCUAAACUUCAAUUGCCAUUGAUUAUGCAGAAAUGGAAGAAUCUCAGUUCACAACCACAGACAACAUCAAUUGACAUCAACAAGGAAAUGAUUGGAAUUGAUAUUUCACCUGAAACAAUGGGAAAGCUGACAAGCAUUGGCUUUUCCCCACCCAACACUCUCAAUGUUAGUGAAUAUCGAAGUUUAGUGAAGACAUUGAUUUGUGGUGUUAAGACGAUUACUUAUGGAAUAAACUUGACAGAUAACGCACAACAGAAAGUUCAACCUAUGCCUGUGACAUUCCAACCUGACGAAGUUCUCAUUUUUAUCGAUUUAUUCAAUUGGGCUCUGGAGGCUCUCGAUAUUUACAUGAUUAACAUUCCAACACCAGGAAUGCCGCUCACCAAUAAACCAAUCACACAAAUGCCAAGAUCAAAGGAUGAGAAAGAAUUACUCGAACAUUUCAGUGGAUUGUUCUUGACAAUGUCAGCACAAAAUUUCCAAGAGAUUUUCUCAUCAACAAUCGACUUUAUGGUUGAUAGAAUUGCACAAAAUGUCGCACUUCAAGUGAUUGCAAACUCAUUUCUUGCUUCACCAACAACAUCGCCGUUGUUCGCAACAGUUCUCAUUGAGUACUUACUUGAACGAAUGGAAGAAAUGGGAUCAAAUGUGGAGAGAUCAAAUUUAUAUCUUCGAUUAUUUAAACUUGUUUUUGGGAGCGUCAGCUUGUUUGCUAAUGAGAAUGAGCAAAUGCUUCGACCACAUCUUCACAGUAUUGUCAAUCGAUCAAUGGAACUUGCAAUGACGGCUAAAGAACCUUACAAUUAUUUUCUCUUACUUCGUGCACUUUUCCGUUCAAUUGGUGGCGGGAGUCACGAUAAACUUUACAAAGAAUUUCUGCCACUUCUACCAAAUCUUCUUGAAGGCUUAAAUCGACUUCAAAGUGGAUUCCAUAAGCAACAUAUGAAAGAUCUGUUUGUCGAAUUAUGUCUAACUGUUCCCGUUCGUUUAUCAUCGCUUUUGCCAUAUUUGCCGAUGUUAAUGGAUCCCUUAGUUAGUGCCUUGAAUGGAUCACCGACACUUGUGAAUCAGGGGUUGCGAACUCUUGAACUUUGUGUUGAUAAUCUUCAACCGGAUUUUCUUUACGAUCACAUUCAACCAGUUCGUGCUGAUUUAAUGCAAGCACUUUGGAGAACAUUGCGCAAUACUGACAGUGCUGCUUUGGUUGCAUUUCGUGUGCUUGGAAAGUUUGGUGGUGGGAAUAGAAAAAUGAUGAUUGAACCACAACGGCUUGAAUAUAAUGUUAAGGAUUCACCACCGCCAGCUGUUGUCGCAUAUUUUCAAGAGCAAAGACGUCCAAUUGACUUUCCUGUUGACAAAGUCAUUGAAACAGCUUUCAUAGCAUUGAAGACAUCAUCAACUGAUCCAUUUUACUGGGCACAGAGUUGGGAAGUAAUCCGAUGCUAUUUAUCAGCAUCAAUCUCGUUGUCAGAUGAGAAACAUAUGCUACAGAAGUUAUUUACACAUCCAAGCUUCACUGAAGGUAACAUUCCGAACAUCAGCAUCACUCAAUCUCAUUUCCAGGAGAAUCUUGCACGUAAAACACAUCAAACAGCCUUGACAGCGAUGUUUGUAGCAGCAGCCACAAAAGAAUUAAGACAAUCAGUGUUACCAACAGUCAUUGACGUUGUUCGUCAUUACACAAUGGUCGCAAUAGCACAACAAGCUGGACCAUUUCCACUUAAACAUAAUCAAUCGUAUAACGGCUUAGAUCCACUCGUGUUAAUUGAUGCACUUGCUGCUAUUAUGGGACAUGAAGAAAAAGAAUUAUGUAAAGCAGCAAACUUUGCAAUGGUUUUAAUUCUUAAAACAUCAACUGACAUUAUGGGAACGAAAGAGCGUGCAUGCCGUUUACCGAUUAUGCAAUAUUUAGCUGAUAAAAUGUCAAAUCUUUGCUACGAACGCCCAUGGUAUGCAAAGAUGGGUGGAUGUAUAGCAUUAAAGUUUUUAUAUGAACAAAUGUCAAUGCGAUGGCUCUAUCAACAUCUAUUUACAUUCCUCAAAGCUUAUCUUUUCGUCAUUAUGGAUUUGACUGGUGAAGUGUCAAGCGGAGCUAUUGAUAUGGCGAAAUCAUAUUUGGAGAAUAUGCUAAACAUCUGCAUGGUUCCGUUAGAUAAAGAAUGUAAGAAUGAAGAAUUGAUUGCAAUACAAAGAAAAGCGAUGUUUGAUGUGACACAUGAACUUGUACGACGAAUUACAAGUCCACAUACACUCGUUCGUGAAACGGCAAUGUCUUCACUACGACAAAUUGCGAAAUUACAAGAUACAACUGUCACUGAUGUGAUGCUGCCACAUAAAGAAGUUUUGGAAGAUAUUGUGCCACCGAAGAAGCAUUUAUUGAAACAUCAACCAGCUGGAGCACAAAUUGGGCUUAUGGAUGCAAACACUUUUUGUACGACACUUGAACCGAAACUUUUCACACUUGAUAUCAGCAUUGUAACACAUAAAUUCUUCUUUCAUGAAGUCAUAACACUUGCUGAAGUCGAUGACAUGUUUCUGAGUAAACUUGAUUGCUUUAAGAACAUUACAAAUCUUAUUCCACUUCGUAAAAGUGCAUUGCGUGCUUUGGCUGCAUGUCAUUACUUAGGACAAGAUAGAAAGACUGUGAAAGAGAAAAUUUUCACUAUUCUUUAUCGUGCAUUGGAAAAGAAUUCUGAGUUACAAGAAACAGCUUUUGAAUGUAUGCAAAAGUUUAAUCUUGGAUGUGCUGCCGAGAAAGAAUUUCUUUUACAAAGUUUUCGUCCUUUGUUGAUGGCUUUGGGCGAUCAUCGAAAUCUUACAAUUAACAUUGUUAAACGAUUGUCAUACUUGACGCAAUUGUUUCCAUCGAUGUUUAAUGAAAAGCUUUGCGACCAAUUAUUGGAGAUUAUCAAAAAGAUGCUCCAAGCUUCUGUAGCUGCAAAUAAAAGUCAAAACUUCUUAAAAGUGUCAAAGACUGGUGAGACUGAGAUGAAGAUUGCAACAAUUAUUGAGAUUUUCCAUCAGAUUCCGGCAGCAACACAAAAGUUUGUUCGAAGUCUCAUUGAUUUGGUGUUGGCAGUUGAAAAGGAGAUAAUGAUUGAACCUUCAAGUCCAUAUCGAGCGCCAUUAGUGAAAUUUCUCAUUCGUUAUCCUGAUGAGACUGUCGACGUAUUUAUGAGUGAAGGAAGUAUUAAGAACGCACAAUAUAAUCGCUUUUUAAUCUUCUUAUUGAAACAUAAAGACGGUUUACCAUUCAAGACAAUCAUGGAGAGUCGAGAAGAUCGAUUAGUGGAAUUAAUCUUAAAAGACAAAACAAAUCACAAUUCAACACUUCCUGAAUACACUCAAGAGGAUGAAAAUGAAGCACAACAUCAAGGAAUCUUAAUUGUUCAUACAUUAAUUGAACUUAAUGAUAAAUGGCUGCCCUCACAUAUAAAAAUUGUGAAUGCAUUGAACAUCAUUUGGUCUCGCGAAUUAGGAAGUUCAGGUACAAGUGAAACAAUAACUUGUGACAUGUGGCAUUUAGUUGCGAAAAUUCUACUUCAUUACUUUGAAUAUAAUCCAAGUAACAUUAAAUUACUUUAUGAUCUUCUCAAAGUUAUGUGCAUGAGAUUUAUUCCUGACUUUCAAUUCUUACGUGACUUCGUACAAAAUGUUGUCUGUCAAACUUACACCGUCGAAUGGAAACGAAAUGCUUUUUUUAUGUUUGUUGAGAAUUAUAAGAAUCCAUUAGUGUCGACAGAUUUGAAAGUGAAAAUUCUCACAACAAUCAUAAUUCCGAGUUUUGCUGUGAGUUUUGAAAAAGAUGAAGGAAAUGCUUUGAUUGGGGCACCUCCAAAUCCAUAUCAAGAAGAUGAUAACAAUAUUGUAUCAGUGUUUAUUAACAAGGUUAUUGAUCCGGAGAAGUCGAUGGAUGAUGAUGAAGAUCCAUUAAGAAUUGCUUUGCUUCAAUUUGCUUGCUUGUUGGUUGAACGUUCAUCAGCUCAUAUUCAUGAUGGUGGAUCGAGUAGUAAGAAAGAAGGGAGCAAACUUCGACGUCUUAUGACAUUUGCUUGGCCAUGUUUGUUGGCUAAGAAUUAUGUUGAUCCAGCUGCACGUUAUCAUGGCCAUUUACUUCUCGCUCACAUCAUUGCACGUCUUGCAAUCAACAAACGAAUUGUCUUGCAAGUCUUUCACUCGUUACUGAAAGCGCAUGCAGUGGAAGCACGUCAUGUCGUACGACAAGCUCUUGAAGUUCUCACGCCAGCAAUGCCUUUGAGAAUGGAAGAUGGGAAUCAAAUGCUUACACAUUGGACGAAAAAAAUUAUUCUUGAAGAAGGACAUUCAAUGCAACAACUUCAUCAUAUUCUUCAGCUUAUCGUUCGACAUCACAAAGUUUAUUAUCCUGUUCGUCAUCAACUUGUACAACAAAUGGUUUCAUCAAUGAAUCGUCUUGGGUUCUCACCUAAUGGUUCCAUUGACUAUCGAAAAUUAGCUGUGGAACUUGCCGAAGGUAUCAUUAAAUGGGAAUUGCAGAGAAUUAAAGAAGACAGCGAUGGUGUAGCAUCAGAUGAUGAGACAAUAGCAACAACAGAGAAAUCAAGUGGCAAUGGAAGUGUCAAAAGAGCAUUGCAAGAUAAUGAAGAGUCAGUAAGAAAGAAACAAGCAGUUGGUGAUGUUCCGGGAGCUUCAACAACAGUUGCUUCUACGACACAACCAAGAGGUGAAGACUAUUCACGUCCAAUAGAACGAAACCAAUGCGAUUCAGCCUUAAAUUUCCUCUUCCGCUUAGCAUGUCAACUUGGCGAUGUUCCACCACAAAUUCCUGGUGUUGUAACACCAAGUGAAACAUUAACACGUCGUGUUAUUGCUUUAAUCAAAAGAGUUUUAGAUCCAGAAGUUUGGCUGCAUACGUGCGAUUUAAAAUUGCAAUGGCUUGACAAAGUUUUUCUUACGUCGGAACCGACACAAUCGAGUAUUACAAAUAUUUGUGUUGGACUUGAAUUAUUGACAUUCCUUCUUGGCUGCAUGCGACGUGAACAACUUCUUGCAAUCUUUCGUCCACUCCAACGUGGUUUAUCAGUUUGUGUGACAAGUCACAAUCCUAAAGUUAUUAAAAUGAUGCACUCAUUGUUGACGAAAUUAAUGUCGAUCUUUCAACUUGAUCAUAAACAUGACGAAUUGGAUCUUCUGUAUAGUCAUAUUAAUAAAACAAUUUGCGAGGGACUUUCACAAUUUGAUAAAAAUCCAAAAGCAACGCCAACAUCUCUGUUUGGCACUUUAAUGAUACUCAAAGCUGUUUGCACCAAUAAUCAAUCGUAUAUUGAUCGUUUGAUUUUAACAUUUAUGGUGAUUCUUGAUCGAUUAAAAAAGGAGCAUAUUGGGCCGACAAUACAAGUUGUUCAACCACUACAAACAACGACAACAACAUCGUCACAACAGCAGCCAAUUCAAGGACAACAACAGCAACAACAAAUUCCGGCACACAGCAAUACAGAAAUAACUCUUGAAUUGCUUUGUUUAUGUUUGGAUUUGGUGAAGAAUCGUGUGAUUGUAAUGGGCGUUGAUUUAAGAAAACAAUUCAUAGGCACAAUUCUUGUUGGAUUAAUUGAGAAGAGUACAGAACCGAAAGUGAUUAAAGCGAUUAUUAAAAUGAUUGAAGAGUGGAUGAAGAACAAGAACAGUUCAUUGUCGGUGUUGCAAGCACCAACAUUAAGAGAGAAAUCAAUUUUACUUGUUAAGUUGAUGCAUUAUGUUGAGAAGCGUUUCUCGGAUGAUCAAGAACUGAACGCACAGUUUCUUGAACUUGUCAAUUUUAUUUAUCGUGAUGACCAAUUGAAAGUGAGUGAAUUAACAUCGAAACUUGAACAGGCAUUUCUUGCUGGUCUUCGCUGCUCACAGCCGAGUAUUCGAAGUAAAUUCUUUGAAGUGUUUGAUGGUUCAAUGCGACGUAAACUUCACGAUCGCCUGCUUUACAUUGUUUGUUCGCAUUCAUGGGAUUCAAUUCAACAUCAUUAUUGGAUUAAGCAAUGCAUCGAGUUGCUUAUCUUAACUACAAACACGACACAUUCACAAAUUAAGAAUUCCAAUGAAUCUCAUUUACUUCCAAGCAUCACUUCAGUGAUUAAUUUGGCAGAUUCAGAAGAGAAAAAUAAUUUCGUUAUUUACACUUCACUUCAACCAGAUCAGCAUGAAAUGAAUGUUGUUGUUGAGGAUAAAGAAGAUGCAAUUGACAUGGAGAUGAGUGUGGAUACAAACAUUUCAAGACGAGAAGAAAGUGAACGACCAGUUGAGAAUCGUUCGGCAAUUUUAUCAAAACUUAUUAAUCGACAAGCAGAAUUCUUGGAAGCAUCAAGAAAAGUUAAGACAGAACAACUUUUAAUAGCAACAGCGCAACUUUGUCAUAUGGAUACGAAUCUUGCUGAAUCAGUUUGGUUGAAUAUGUUUCCACGUCUUUGGUCGAUUCUCGAAGAUGGACAACAACAAUCGUUGGAUCGCGAAUGUGUUGCGUUCUUAUCAUCAGGAACUCAUGUUAUUCAGAAGGAUUGCCAUCCAAGUGCUUUAAAUACUUUCGUUGAAGCUCUCGCUCAUUGUCAACCACCGAUUUAUAUUCCACCAACUUUAAUGACAUAUUUGGGUAAAGCACACAAUCUUUGGCACCGAAUGACGUUAAUGUUGGAAGAUAUGGCACUUGAAUGGGCAAAUCGACGUGAAGGAAUGACAACAACAUCAACAGGUGAUUAUCGAAGUGAAUAUGAUUUUGAUGUUGAACUUCAGAAUGAAAUUGCAACAUCGAAUGUAAGUGGAAGUGGUGGAAAUAGUGCAACAACGUCAAUUGUCUUAGAUCCAUUGUCACAAAUGUAUUCAGCAUUACAUGAAGAAGAUUUAUGGGCUGGUUUAUGGCAGAAAUUUGCGAAAUAUCCAGAAACAAACGUUGCAAUUGCUUAUGAACAAAUGGGAUUUUUUGAGGAAGCACAAAACAUGUACGACAUGUGCAUGACGAAAUUUAAACAAGAAGUAUUGAAUGGAAGUAUUUCUACAGAAAUGAAUAGCGAGAUUUUACUGUGGGAGAAUCAUUGGAUUCGUUGCACUAAAGAGUUAAAUGAAUGGAACAUUUUACUUGAAUAUGGUCAAUCGAAUAAAGAUAAAAAUGCUUUUCUUAUUAUGGACAGCGCUUGGCGUGUUCCUGACUGGAAUCUCAUGAAACAAGCAUUGCUGAAAGUUGAACAAACAAGUCCGAAACAAAUGGGACAUAAAGUGAGUUUAUAUCGAGGAUAUUUAGCGAUUUUGAAUCAUGAAGAACCACAACAUUUGCCAUCAGUCGAGAAAUAUGUUGAAAUAUCAUCAGCUUUGUGUAUGAGGGAAUGGCGACGAUUACCAGCAAUUGUUUCUCACAUUCAUUUGCCAAUUUUACAAUCAGCACAACAAAUUAUGGAACUGCAAGAAGCAAGUCAGAUUCAUCAACAACCUUUGAAGAUUCCCGAUAUGAAAGCCGUCGUCAAAACAUGGCGUAAUCGUUUACCAGUCAUUGCUGAUGAUUUAUCACAUUGGAGUGAUAUCUUUACAUGGCGUCAACAUCAUUAUCAGAUCAUUACUGACAGUAUGGGAAAUUCUGAUCUCGGACCACAUGCAUCAGCUCAAACAAUCAUCCAAUUUGGUAAAGUGGCGAGAAAACAGAAUCUGACGAGUGUUUGUCAUAAUCUUUUGUCAAGAAUUCAUACAAUUCCAUCAGUGCCAGUUGUUGAUUGCUUCCAAAAGAUCCGACAAGAAGUCAAAUGUUUCAUUCAAAUUGCAAGCAAUAAUCAAGAUCAACGAUCGCUUGAUGAAGCUUUAGAAGUAAUUGAAACAACAAACAUUAAAUUCUUUAACAAGCCUGAACUUAUUGCAGAAAUUUAUGUUUUAAAAGGCGUUUUGCUUUCACAAUUGUCACGUUCUGAUGAUGCCAACAAAGCUUUUAGUGUUUCUGUUCAACUUUGUGAUUCAUUAACAAAAGCUUGGGCAACAUGGGGCGACUAUUUAGAAGGAAACUUCAGUCGCGAUCCACGAAACACCACGUUAGGUGUUUCGGCUAUGACAUGCUUCUUACAUGCAUGUCGUCAACAAAACGAAUGUAAAUCAAGAAAAUAUUUUGCAAAAAUCAUUUGGCUUUUAACAUACGAUGAAUCACGAAGUGAUAUGAUGGAUGCUUUGGAGAAAUAUGGACAAGCAAUUCCACCGAUUCAAUGGCUUCCUUGGAUACCUCAGUUAUUGAAUUGUCUGAUACAAUAUGAAGGCGAUGUCAUUAUGAAUCUUCUAAGUAACAUUGCUCGAAGCUUUCCUCAAGCUGUUUACUUUCCUAUUCGCACACUUUAUUUAAUGUUAAAGAUUGAACAACGCGAACGCUAUAAAAGUGUUGAGCAGGCUAUGGCGAAGAAUCAACAACAAUCAGGAAGUGAACAAAGUUCAGAAAAUACAACAAGUGGUGGAACACCAUCAACAAGUUCACAAACUACAUCGCAAGGUAACACACAAGCAUCACAAACUAUCAAAGCAACACCGCCGAUGUAUCGUUGCUCGAAAAUUAUGCACAUGCAACGAGAUAUUCAUCCAACAACUCUCAGUUCUCUCGAAGGAAUCGUUGAUCAAAUGGUUUGGUUCCGUGAGAAUUGGUAUGAAGAAGUUUUAAGACAAUUGAGACAGGGAUUAGCGAAAUGCUACGCGAUUGCUUUUGAUAAUCGUGGGGCUGUAAAUGAAGCGACCAUCACUCCACAUACACUUAAUUUUGUUAGAAAACUCGUGUCCACGUUUGGUAUUGGGAUAGAGAACAUUACAAAUAAUACAACAAUUAGUGCUGGAUCUUCUGCUUCGGAAUCAUUAGCGAGACGAACACAGGCAACAGUUCAGGAUCCAGUUUUCCAGAAACUCAAAGGUCAAUUUACCAGCGAUUUUGAUUUCUCACAACCUGAUGCUACGAAAAUGCAAAACUUGAUUUCGAAAUUAAAGAUUUGGAUUAAAAUUUUAGAUGUGAAGACAAAACAACUGCCAAAAUCAUUUUUAAUUGAAGAAAAAUGCAGAUUCUUAUCAAAUUUCAAUCAGAAGACAGCAGAAGUCGAUCUUCCUGGCGAACUCUUGCUGCCACGUCAUUCUCAUUAUCAUGUGAAGAUUGCUCGAUUUAUGCCACGUGUUGAGAUUGUUCAAAAGCACAACACAUCAGCGAGAAGGCUUUUUAUUCGCGGAACAAACGGAAAGGUGAGUUUUAAAUCAUGA